CGCCACCAUUUAGGAUCCUCUUUCUUGCUUCAGUCCACAGUCCCUUGUCCUUAGUCGAAUCCCUCCAUUCUCUCGUUUCUCCACUCCACACUUCACACCAACACAGCAACUCCUACAGUAACUACAAACUUCUCGUCUUCUUCACAUUCUCACAAAUCUUCUCUUAUCUCUUCUCAUAUUCCUCCUUUGGAUUCGAUUUCCAUCUGUAUAUUAUCUAAAUUCUCUCUCAGACCAUCCCUUCUUUCCACAUUCUUGCAAUGCUCCAAACCCAGUUGAUUUUCUUCUGCCAGAGUUAAUGUACGCACGCGCUCAACCGUUGACCAUGGGCGACCAGAUCGCCGACUGUGGCGACAGCGGCGAACCCUUGGAUAAUCGUCUCGUUAGAUAUGGAGCUCACUCUCUUGAAGACGGUGGUGGAGUAGGCGGCAUGGUCGAGGUUCUCAACCCCGAUGCUGUUUAUGUUCCCGCCGGUGAUGGGUCGGACUUGGCUGUUCAGCGUAGUGAUGGUUCGAAUCAGCUCACACUUUCAUUCCGUGGUCAGGUUUAUCUUUUCGACGCUGUCUCCCCUGAGAAGGUUCAAGCAGUUUUGCUGUUGUUGGGUGGUUGCGAAUUAUCUUCUGGUCAGCAAAGCGUGGAUUUGGUAAAUCCAAACCAGAGGAAUGCUUUGGACUUCCCUGGACGGAGUAGUCAACCUCAGAGAGCAGCCUCGUUAAAUCGGUUUCGACAGAAAAGGAAGGAACGAUGUUUCGAAAAGAAAGUUAGAUACGGUGUCCGUCAGGAGGUUGCUCUCAGGAUGCAACGCAACAAAGGACAGUUUACUUCUUCCAAAAAGUCGGAUGGUUCGUAUAGCCAUGGCAAUGUCUCAGAGUUAGGUCAAGAUGAAAGUCCACCAGAAACUUCAUGCACAAAUUGUGGCAUAAGUUCAAUGUCAACCCCAAUGAUGCGGCGAGGACCAUCUGGGCCUAGAUCACUUUGCAAUGCAUGCGGGCUCUUUUGGGCAAACAGGGGAACUUUAAGGGAUCUUCCAAAGAGAAGUCAGGACCAUCCGGUGACCCCAGCAGAGCAGUGUGAAAGUGAUGGUGGCAAGGACUUAGACUGCAGACAUGGUAACCAUGCGCCAAGCAAUCUCGUUUCUUUCUCCAACGGUGAUAACUCUGCUUUAAUGGCUGAGCAUUAGAAUUACGUUUGUCAAUACAGAUAUAUAUAAAAAAGGCCAUUAUGGCUGUUUCUGGCUUCAUUCAAGCAGGCCCUCGUUCUGGCAAUUUUACUACGUGGGUUGUAGAAGAAUGUACAGAUAUAGCAUUGCCUUCUAUUAAAUACGAGAAAGAGAUCGUCUCCUCAUUACUACUAA
This is a messenger RNA of Cucumis melo (muskmelon), 1351 nucleotides long. RefSeq names its product GATA transcription factor 25. NCBI's taxonomy places the organism in Eukaryota, Viridiplantae, Streptophyta, Magnoliopsida, Cucurbitales, Cucurbitaceae. Bases 296 to 1177 code for a protein of 293 amino acids. The transcript is spliced from 7 exons. Gene Ontology annotation, molecular function: protein binding; sequence-specific DNA binding; zinc ion binding. The record is from RefSeq and is a predicted model, not a curated record. Gene Ontology annotation, biological process: regulation of DNA-templated transcription.